UAUUUUUCUUCCUUGUUUGAAUCAAUAUAAGUACCAAAACUGUUUUUAAAUGCUUGAUAAUAGUGCACCACCACGUGUAUUUUAAUAAACAUCUCGUCUAAUUUACCGCAGAGCAUUUGGCUUAAAUUUUUAUUUAUAAGACAUUCAAAUAAUUAUUUUACAAUGGUUAACACUAACCAUGUGCCUAAGGAUAUCAAAGCACAAUCAGAGGAUGAAUAUUUGCAAGAUGGUUUGUCGGCUAGGGAAAUGAUAAAUCAAGGCAAAGGUUUAACAUACAAUGAUUUUAUCAUCCUUCCGGGGUAUAUUGAUUUUGCUCCAGAUCAAGUUGAUUUAUCCAGUCAGUUAACUAAAAAAAUUGCAUUGAAAGCACCAUUGGUUUCAUCCCCAAUGGAUACUGUUACUGAAGCAGAUAUGGCCAUUGCCAUGGCACUCUGUGGAGGCAUUGGAAUAAUACAUCAUAACUGUUUACCAAGUUAUCAGGCCAAUGAAGUAUUAAAGGUCAAAAAGUACAAACAUGGAUUUAUACAUGAUCCGGUGGUACUAAGUCCUAUAGAUACAGUGUCUGAUGUUUUAAAUGUUAAAAAGGAGCAUGGUUUUUGUGGAAUUCCUAUAACAGAAAACGGGAAACUUGGGGGGAAAUUAGUAGGAAUAGUAACUUCCAGAGAUAUUGACUUUCUAGAAGAUAAAAGCUAUGCAAACACAAAACUAGAACAGAUAAUGACAAAGUUGGAUGAUCUGGUAACAGCUCAAUCUGGUGUUACCCUAACAGAAGCAAAUCACAUGCUGGAGAAAAGUAAAAAAGGGAAAUUGCCUAUAGUAAAUGCUCAAGGCAAUUUAAUAGCACUGAUGGCAAGGACAGAUUUAAAGAAAGCGAAGAGCUAUCCCAUUGCUUCAAAGGACGACAAUAAACAAUUAAUUGUUGGAGCUGCAAUUGGAACUAGAGAGGAAGAUAAGAAUAGGCUGACUUUGCUAGCCCAAGCUGGAGUUGAUGUAGUUAUUUUAGAUUCGUCCCAGGGAAAUUCCAUUUAUCAAAUUGAUAUGAUUAAAUAUAUCAAAAAAACCUAUCCAAAUCUACAAGUUGUUGCAGGCAAUGUUGUCACCAAGAGGCAAGCUAAGAAUCUUAUUGAGGCUGGAGCUGAUGCCCUCAGAGUAGGCAUGGGUAGUGGCAGUAUAUGCAUCACCCAAGAAGUAAUGGCAGUUGGGCGCCCUCAAGCGACAGCAGUAUACACAGUUUCAGAGUAUGCUAAAAAAUUUGGGGUACCUGUAAUAGCAGAUGGUGGGAUACAAUCAAUUGGUCAUAUCAUCAAAGCAUUAUCUUUAGGUGCAUCGACAGUUAUGAUGGGGUCUCUAUUAGCUGGAACUUCUGAAGCUCCAGGGGAAUAUUUUUUCUCAGAUGGUGUGAGACUUAAGAAGUAUAGAGGCAUGGGUAGUAUCGAAGCUAUGGAUAGGAAAGAUGCCAUGGGGUCGGCAAUGAAUAGAUAUUUUCACAGUGAUUCUGAUAAGUUAAAAGUUGCUCAGGGAGUUAGUGGCAGCAUUAUUGACAAAGGAUCAGUACUUAGGUUUGUUCCAUAUUUGCAAAGUGGUAUUAGACAUGGUUGUCAGGAUAUUGGCGUCAAAUCAUUGAUACAACUUAGAAACAACAUGUAUGCUAAUCAGCUCCGUUUCGAGUUGAGAUCACACUCCGCACAGAUGGAAGGAAACGUUCAUAGUUUGUUUUCUUAUGAAAAGAGAUUAUUUUAAAAAUCAUUCCUGUUUGGAUCAGAUUGUUUUAGUGAUAUACAUGAUGGCGCGAAUAAUUUUGUAUGUAUUUUGUACCAGACUUUGAUCACAAGGAAAUAAUAUUUUUUAGGUGGGGUAAAGUUUUUUGUUAAGUGAAUGUGGGUGGCGAAUCAAAUUUAACAUUAUUUAUUGCGACGCUUCACGAUACUCAUGCAAUUUAUUCAGUGUUCGCGAAAAAUGUGUGAUUUAACACAAAAUAGUAUAAGAUGGGUUCAUAAUUUAAGACAAUUUUAGAAGGUCAAAGAAUCCUUUUGGUACUUGUGACGUCCCCUAGUCAGGAACCCAUUAUUUUGUAUCUUUCUGAGUAUUUACAUUCUACCUUAAUUUUUAUAAUAUUGUGGACUUAUAGCGUUUUUAGUUUGGCUGCACUUCACCGUGGCAGUGUGACACUAUCCCCGGUAGAGUGCGUUCAAAGGCCAAUCUCUAUUAUUUUUAUUAUUACCAGGGAAACGUUGUACAAUUUAUAUGAUGUAACAUGUUUCUGUCAUUUUGAUUAAUAACUUUUUAUCAGUAUCAAGAAUACAAUUUAUUUAGUAUAAGGAUAGAUCUUAAAUAAAUCUAUUUUAUGAAGAAAUGACUAGUAAAUAUUAUAUUGUAAUUUAUUUAUAACGUUAAUUAAUAAAACUUAA
This is a messenger RNA of Cylas formicarius (sweet potato weevil), 2408 nucleotides long. RefSeq names its product inosine-5'-monophosphate dehydrogenase-like. Gene Ontology annotation, biological process: GTP biosynthetic process. The record is from RefSeq and is a predicted model, not a curated record. Gene Ontology annotation, cellular component: cytoplasm. The transcript has 7 exons. Gene Ontology annotation, molecular function: IMP dehydrogenase activity. Bases 163 to 1740 code for a protein of 525 amino acids. NCBI's taxonomy places the organism in Eukaryota, Metazoa, Arthropoda, Insecta, Coleoptera, Brentidae.